Messenger RNA from Monodelphis domestica (gray short-tailed opossum), 3380 nucleotides. It is a transcript of the gene CAPRIN2, whose product is annotated as caprin family member 2. Gene Ontology annotation, molecular function: signaling receptor binding. Lineage: Eukaryota; Metazoa; Chordata; Mammalia; Didelphimorphia; Didelphidae. Gene Ontology annotation, biological process: positive regulation of canonical Wnt signaling pathway. The record is from RefSeq and is a predicted model, not a curated record. Gene Ontology annotation, cellular component: cytoplasm.
CGGCGGUCGCGGCUGCCGGGGAGGGUGGGCUAGAGCCUUGGCCGGGCUGCGCUUGGCGGAGCUGAGGAGGCACACCGCGGCUCGGAGCCCGGGAGGAAGGAGAGAGGCGAGAAGGGCAGAGGGAGCGCGGAGCUGCUGGGGCAUCCCGGAUUCCUCAGCGUGACCCCCGGGGAAAGCUCACUGCAGCGACUCGGCCUGGGGGGGCUCGGAGCCGCUUCCCUGCAGGCCUCUCGGCACGGGCAGCAGAGCGCCGCCGAGCGGGACCAUGAAGGCAGCCAAGCAGCAGGGGAACGCCGGCCACGGCGGGGAGAGCCAGCCGGCCCUGAGCCCCCUGCGGGCAGCUCUCGGCGCCGCCGCCGCCUCUGCCCAGGCCUACGAGACCUACAUCGACAACGGCCUCAUCUGCCUCAAACACAAGAUCCGGAACAUCGAGAAGAAGAAGCUCAAACUAGAAGACUAUAAGGAUCGCCUGAAAAAUGGGGAGCCGCUCAAUUCGGACCAGUUGGAGGCGGUAGAAAAGUACGAGGAAGUGUCACAUAACUUGGAAUUUGCCAAGGAGCUUCAAAGAACGUUUUCUGGACUCAGCCAAGAUCUCCUGAAGGCCCAGAGGAAGGCCCAGAGAAGAGAGCACGUGCUCCAGCUCGAGGCGGAGAAGAAGAAGCUGCGGACCGUGCUUCAGGUCCAGUAUGUCCUCCAGAACCUCAGCCGAGAGCACGUCCAGGAGGACUUCAGAGGGGGCUUCAACGGCGCUCUGUCCUUGCCUUCCCGAGAGCUGGAGCGCCUCGUCCAGUUUGCCAAGCUCACGUGCCCCGAGAGAAACGCGAGCGUCAGUGUGGAGGAGCAGAUGGAGCAGUCCUCACUCUACUUCUGGGACCUCUUGGAGGGGAGCGAGAAGGCCGUGCUGGGCACAACGUACAAGCACAUGAAGGACCUGCUGUCUCAGCUGCUGAUGUCGGGCUAUUUCGAGAGCGUGCCGGAGCCCAAAGGAGCGCCGGAGGAGGCCGUCCCCGCAGAGCCGGGGAAGGAGCGGCUCUCGCGCGCAGACUCCGUCCAGGACUCAGAAUCUCUUAUGGAAUGUACACAGCCUGAGAUACAGCCGCAAGAGUUUCUCAACAGGCGCUACUUGUCGGAAGUCGAGGCUCCGAGCCAGACGCCGGAGGCGCGGCGGCCUUGGGAAGCGGGGUACGCCCGGAGGCCCCCUCCGAGCCGGUGCUGGCCAACGCUGGGCGACGCGGAGGGCCAGGAGAGGCCGGAGCCCCUCCUGGCCUGGGAUUCCGGGAAGCCGCAGGCGCCCCCCGAGCCCGCGUCGGCUCCGGCCCGGCGGGAGAGCCCCGAAGAGCAGAAGACGCCGGAAGCGUCCCCCGCCUGGGAGCCAGACGGCCGAGGGGAGCCGCGGAAGCCCUGGGCUGCUCCUCUGCCCGACGAGCCAGAGCCGGAGAGCCGGCCCACCCAGCCGUGGGCGCCCCGCGCCCCGAGCCAGCGCCAGGCCGCCGGGGCCUGGCCCGUGCCAGGCCGCGAAGGCCGAGAGCCCGAGCCCUGGGGAGCCGGCGCCCGGAGCCCGCCGCGGGCCCUGCUGCAGCGCCUGCACUCGCCCCCCGAGGCCUGGGGACCGCCGGAGCCCCGAGAGGGGCCCGAGCUUCCAAGCGAGGCGGCAGGCGUCCCCCCCGGCCUGCCCCGGGACCCGGCCCUGCGGAAGGAGAAGCUGCAGGACCUGAUGACGCAGAUCCAGGGGACGUAUCACUUCAUGCAGGACUCGCUCUUGGACUUCGACAAGCCUUCGAGUGCCGCCCCUUCACCGCAGCUGCCUUCCGUUCUCCCGGACAGCCCGGAAGCUUCCGUGGAGCAGAAGCUCCCCGACCAAAGCGACUUCCUUCCGGAGCCCUCGCAGGCUGUUGCUGCUCCCCUUAUGCAGAGCGCCAGCUCUUCAGUGAUGGCUGACCAGGCUUCUUCUGGGUCUGAAAGCGAGCUGGAGGCACCGCAGGCAGCAAUUCCUCCAAGUAAGCAGCGACCAUCCCUUCCUUCUGCAAAUCCCCCCAUGUCACAGGCUUCUGAGGAACAGGUCUUCCAGUCACCUCCAGCAAGCAGCAGCACGGUAUUCCAUGUGAAUGCACCUUUGCCUCCACGGACAGAGCAAGAGAUAAAAGACUCACCAUAUUCAGAGGGAUAUAAUCAGAGUUUUACUACAGCGAGUACACAGACACCGCCCCAGUGCCAGCUGCCGUCUCUGCAUGUAGAGCAAACGACGCUCCCUCAAGAGCAGAUGGCGAACUGUCAGCCUGCUGGAACAAUCCAAGUAAGCAGUGGUAGCCCUGCCUUUUAUCCCGCACAGACUAAUGCAUUCCCCAGAUCCACCCAAUCGUAUCUCAGUAACCGAGGAUCCAUCAGAGGAUGUGCCCGUGGUGGGAGAUCACUGCCCAAUUCCUUCCGCUCCUCUGCUGGCUAUAAAGGUUUUGAUUCUUACAGAGGAUCCCUUGUCAUUGCCAAUGGCAGUUAUGGUCAACUACAAUUCCAAGCUAGAGAAUAUCCUGGAACACCAUAUUCCCAAAGGGAUUCCAGUUUGCAGCCGUGUUACAGACGGGGAGGAAUCGGCGCUGCCUCCCGGACCGGCUCUAGAGGGUGGAGCAGCCCCGAGCGGGAGAGCGAGCCGGCGGGCAGCGUGGACUCGGGCCGGGGGGACUCGCGCAGCCUGACGCCCGUGGACGUGGCGAGCCCGGCGGCCGCCAUCCUGCCGGUGCACGUGUACCCUCUCCCGCAGCAGAUGAGGGUGGCCUUCUCGGCGGCCAGAACGUCCAACCUGGCCCCCGGGACGCUGGACCAGCCCAUCGUGUUCGAUCUGCUGCUCAACAACCUGGGCGAGACGUUCGACCUGCAGCUGGGCCGCUUCACGUGCCCCGUGAACGGCACGUACGUCUUCAUCUUCCACAUGCUGAAGCUGGCCGUGAACGUGCCGCUCUACGUCAACCUGAUGAAGAACGAGGAAGUCUUGGUCUCGGCCUACGCCAACGACGGCGCGCCGGACCACGAGACGGCCAGCAACCACGCCAUUCUGCAGCUGUUCCAGGGAGACCAGAUCUGGCUGCGGCUGCACCGGGGCGCCGUUUACGGAAGCAGCUGGAAGUACUCCACGUUUUCGGGGUACCUUCUGUACCAGGACUGAAAGGGGCCAGAGUCCCCGGAGCCCGAGCCCCCUCGCGCCAGGGGGAGGAGAGGCCGAGCGCGCGCUCGGGAGGGCCCGAGUCGCCGUCGUGACGCAGCCGUGCGCCUGGGUGAUUUGCCGUGAACCUCUAAAGCCGCGUCCGCGGGCGAGCUUCCUGCACGGACGCCUCGAGUUAGCUAAGUCACGUGCCUUGUUGUGCCUCAAUAAAACAGCGGUCAAUCUC